Molecule: messenger RNA, 4884 nt
Organism: Morone saxatilis (striped sea-bass)
Lineage: Eukaryota; Metazoa; Chordata; Actinopteri; Moronidae
Gene: wdr27
Product: WD repeat domain 27
Exons: 24
Coding region: 162-2585 (807 amino acids)
Molecular function (GO): protein binding
Source: RefSeq, a predicted model, not a curated record
ACCUGCAACAUUUGUCCACCUGAAACUCCUGCUGUCCGUCUCUUCCUAACGUUAUCCGAGCAAAAACACAACUUUAAUUCAGCUUUAACUGUGAUUGACACAAAAGCUGAAAAACUUCAGGUUGAAUGGGAAUUAAUUAGCGUUAAUUAGCGUUAGCAAAGAUGAUUGAAAAGCUGAGUUUGACUAGUGACAGACUGCUGUCACACCGGCAGCUCGCCUGUCGUCACUCUUACUGUGGCCUUCCACUGCAUGGCAAUGAAAUGUUAAUUUACAGUAAUAUGGACUUAGAGCUGCAGCCACUGCUGCUAACUGGCCACCAUGGUGAGAUCAGUGCCAUGACUUUUGGAAAGGGAAGCAGACCUGUUCUCCUCUGCUCUGCCUCUGCUGAUUAUAUAAUUGUCUGGGAUAUUGAACUAUGCCAGAGGAGAACACAGGAGGGUAAAGUUGCAGCUGGAACAGUUAUCGGGACUUUACUGGGUGAAGUCAUCCAUCUUUCAUUUUGUUCCUCUGAUGAACGAGUGGCUGCGUGCUCAGGAGCAGCUGUACAUAUUCUCAGCUCAAAGAGACAUGAAGUGAUCUCUACCUUGACCGGCCACCUCGGACCUUUAACAUCAGCAGAGUUCUGUCCCUGGAAUAAAGACGUCCUUGUCACCACGUCGGAGGAUCGCACGUUUAAGGUGUGGGAUUUAAAAAUGGAAGCGGUGUGCUAUCAGUCUUUUGUGCUUACAGCCUCUCCACUGCUCAGUGUGUUCUUCUUGGAGGAGAACAGGCACCUUAUCACCGGUUCAAUGGAUGGACAGGUGUGGUGCUUUUCUCUCCCUGAUGACCACAAGUGUCACCUAGUGACUAAAAUGGAUCUUCAGAAGAUGGAAAAAAGACAUCAAAUGCACCAGUUGACAUUGAGCCAUGAAGCUGGGGUCGCAGAACAAUCAGCUGCAGAUAAAGUGGAGACUUCAAAACCUGUCCUCAAAAUGGCGUUAUGUGACUCAUUCACUGACACCAGUUAUGAGGAUAAAAAGGACAACAGCUGGUUAUGUGUUGGAAGCUCUGAUGGCCUGUAUGUGGUUGAUCUGGCUACCUCAGAACUCCUAACAGCACUAUAUUUCAAAGAUUACCCCAACCUGAGCAUCACAAUGGCUGGGUCGUGGUCAAUCUCUCCAGGGUGGUGUAACUCUAUGGUGUUUUUAGUGAGCUCUUUGUUUACUCCAUGUGUGGCCCUGUUGGAGUUACGCCUGUGUGACCUAGGGAGGAUCUGGGCUUGUGGUGAAGGGUUUUCAGUGUUCCCGAGUUCUCCUGCAUUGCCUGAAUCUCCUCUGAACGCUGAGUUAAAGAAGAAGGAACCCAACCAUCCCAAAAAGAAAGGAGGAAUAAAGGAGCAGCCUCUGGUUUUCCACUCGAAAGUGAAGUCAUCUGGAUACACCAGUGCCCCAAGAAGAAGUAUGUUUUCACCUAAAACAAAUAUUCAGAAGAAUCCUUCUUCUAAAAAAGAUGCCAAAAAUACAGGUUUAUUCCUCAGAGAAUAUCCAGCAGACAGUGCAGCACCUACUGUUCCACAGAUUGAUCUAAGCACUGGCAACAAACCGGUCUACUGCCUCCAGUACUCAGGUGACGGAAAACAAAUCCUGUGUGGUCUUGGCGACAGCUCGGUGUUAUUGUACAAGUCCUCCCUUACUGGCAGUCCAGCUGUCUACACAGGGCAUGACAAGCCAGUGAGCAGUGUAAGCUGGAGCCUCAACAGACAGUGGUGGCUAAGUGCGUCACAAGACCAGUCACUCCGAAUCUGGACCCAGGGCAGUCCAGAGCCUGUCAUUAUCAUGGGCAACAGUAUGUUCUCCAAACCCAUUAGAAGUGCUCAAUUUUAUUACCUCGACAAAUUUCUACUUCUGGCAUCUGGGCCGUCUCUAUACUUGUACCUGUAUAAUGUGGACAUCACACGUGACAGCAUCAAAAGAUAUCAGCAACGGAGCGUCGUCAAACUGGCAGGACGCUUUGCAACGACAUCAGCAACAGACAUCACUGCCUUGUCUGCAAUCAGUGAUUUCUUCUCUUACAUCGUUCUAGUGUGCGGUUCAGAUCGCUCCAUUCAAGUAUUUGACAUGAACAAGGGUACAGUUGCCUCAGAGCUGCCUGAUGCCCACAACAAAGCCGUCCACUGUGUUACACAGAACAAGGGCUCUAUGUUCAGCACACAAGCGCCGGAUUCACACAACCUCUUCCUCACAAGUGCGAUCACGGAUGGUGUGAAGAUCUGGGAUCUCCGUACACUAAGGUGUGUGCGCCGUUACGAGAACCAUCUAAAUCGUUGCCAUCCAUGCUUGUCAGCUAUCUCACCAUGUGGCCGGUUCAUUGCCUCAGGCUCUGAGGAUAACUGCGCUUAUGUGUAUGACAUCCGUAGCAGCAGCUACCUCCACAAACUUCAAAAACACUCAGACACAGUGCUCAGUGUGACUUUCAACCCUGCCACACCAGAGCUGCUGACUGGGACCCUGGAUGGGAAGCUGAGACUGUUUCAGUCCAGCAGUGGGGCCUGUCUGUCUCAUGACACCAGUGCUGCUGUGCAUAGCGUCCCCAACAUGACUGCAUAAUUACAGCAGGCUGCUGCGAAGACCAUGUAGGUUUCAUUAAAACAUUUCCAACCCCCUGGCUAGGAUUUCACUGGGAAAGAAGAACGAAAGGGUUUGUUUUUGGUUAUUGGUUAAAUGAAGAUAGAUACAAGUUUAAAGAGGUUUUGUUUUUCUUGUUAUAUGUGACUUUUGUGUUCUUUUCAAAUUGUCAAAAGGACCCACCCAUUUAAACAUCUUUGUUAAACUUCCAGAAUGUAGAGACUGUUUUUCUUUUGACUGAGAUUCAAAGUGAUAUCAGUGGUUUGAUUAAAUAUGUUUUCAUUUAACCACAUUAGUGUGAUGCAAUAUUUACUCAAUUAUAUGUAAUUACAGCUAAAUUUGCCAACAACAAUUUUAUCAGCAGUUAUUCCCAUACGUUCAUCUACAUUCUGGAUGGUCAAGCAUAAGAUUUAGUUUGUUCAGUAUGUGGAACAGAUGUACUUCUGUAUCACUGGCUGUGGCCACUAUACUUAACAGAUCAGCACACAGAGCUAUGACAUCAACUGGGUGCAACCUCUUUGGCUGCCAGACACACAGAUGCUACUACUGUUCACACUGACACACCCAUCGUAUUGUUUGAGCUGUACAUUUACUCUUCUCUACCUCAGUCACAGCAAAAUGUCAACUACACUCAAUUGUAAUAGAGCAGAAUAAAAGUAUGGGACUCUCAUGUUUGUCAAGUAUGAAUAAAUUGUUACAUCUUCAUCACAGUAUUUCUCACAAUAUGUAUUUAUGUAUGUGUUAAUGUAUCUGUUUUUACUAGAAGUAUAUAAGGUGUACCUCAAGGUUCGAUUUAAGGACCGCUUCUGUUUUCUUUUUUUAUUUAUGAUUUCUUGAUUUUUGGUGAUUGUUAUUAGUUACAUAUAUACUACAAUAUAUCCAUUGAAAUUAAUAUAUAUACAUCAAAGUCCUAUUUAGCACUAUUACCACAUUAUAUAUUUGCCACAGUAACGUGGCCCCAGGUAUCCCAUACUAUAUACUAUUAUAUGUACAUAAAAACCUCAUUCAUCACAUAUUAAAGAGACUUUUCAAACCAACUUUAACAUUUUACAAAGUUGACUGUCAGCUAACAAACUCAAUAAAACAAAGUCUUACACAAUAGUCUUUGGUAUGAGAGAGAACCUUAAAUCGAAAUCCAACUCUCUGGUUUUAGUUUGUAAUGAUGGUGCAUCUCUCCAGAAAGUUGAUCAAAUGAAAUGUCUGGGUUUAUGGAUUUACUCUGGACUUACUUUUAAACCACACCACAUUUUAUAUGUGCUCAUUUUGAUACUGGUGUUCUUUAUCUUUCCAGAAAUUGUUUUGAAUUUAACUUCUAGUUCGUUUUGGCCUUUAUCAUUAUUAUUAUUAUUAUUUUAUUAUUUAAUCAUUGAAAACAAAUUACAUUUAUUGAUCAUGUUUCAAGUCUCUUUUGUUAUUGCUAUUUUUAUUGAGUUGAGUUUUUUUUUCUUUCACAUCAUUAAAUCCACUUCAAUUUUACUUGUUUUGUUUAGGAUCACGAACACAAUCAAAAGGUUUAUGCACAAUACCAAAGUAACAACAAGAGACUACAUCAUGUACGACAUUUCAGUGGCAACCACUUUAUUUUCUUUGACUCUGGGAGAUCAGGCCACAAUUUUCACUUUUUCUUGCCCAGAAAAAAACUUUAUUUCCUACUGUGGUGCUAUUAUCACAGCCGACAUCUUAUAACCCACAGCUGUCUUAAGAGAGGCUAAAGGAAAACUCUACCUAUCUGUAAUGGAAUGAAAACCUCAAGCAUCACUCAUCCUUCGUCCAUUAGGAAAAGACAUUGUAUUUGACGCACUAUCUGACACUGACGCUGAUGAUAGAAUGAUAAAUCCACUGAUAGGCUGCCUUGUCUUAACUCCCUUAGAUGGAGGUAAAUUUUCAGAAGACUGCUCGUCCCUGCCUUGUCCCCUGUCCAGUAUUCUGUGUUUGAUUUACUCCGUCUCAUUGGACUGUGUUCUUUAAUUGAUACAGAGGCCGACUGCCUGUGAAGAUUGUUCUCUGUGCACCACCAACCUCAGCUGGGCCAGAUGAAAUAUAGCUUUGAAGUUGCACAAUAUCAGCUGCCAGGUUUCCUAUCACAAAAACUGAUACUGUUAUACAUUAAAGAAAGCAGAGCUGAGGCUGCAUAGGAUUUAUGGGGUGGUACCUAUUCUUUUGCCAUACACAUUAUGUCUAUGUAUAUGUGUGUACAUGUUUUUUAUGCCACAAAGAUAGGUAGCCUAUGUACUGGCAAGGUUGAGUCUGCCCUGUCACGGUGAGCUUUAGUGUUCCUCCA